UUUUGACAGAAAUUAAUAAUCCUGUCUUAGGGAAUUUGCAUGUUCAAAGUAAGUCAAAUUCUUAAAUUUCAAUAGCAUUUGAUUUGAAGAAAGAAAACCGAAAAUCUCUCGGCACAAUCAAAUGAAAGACAAAACUUAUAGACCAAAUUGGAGGUUCGGGUUACCUUCUGUUUUCCUCUUAAGCAUCUUCUUCUUUCUUGCUGGAUUCUCUAGUUUCAGAUUCUUCCACCACUCUCAGGAAGAUGAAUAUGGAGUGAGAGCGAGAUUGAAGGAGAAAGAGCACCGUUUGUUACAUGUAGGAGAGUCUGGUGAUAAUUUCAUUACUUCCAUUCCUUUCCAGAUUUUGAGUUGGAACCCUCGCAUUCUAUAUUUUCCCAAUUUUGCAAGUGUGAAACAAUGUGAAAGUAUAAUUGAAAUGGCAAGGAUAGAGCUUACAACAUCAAAAGUGGAAACGGUGGAGGGGAUAAGUGAUCUUCGAAGAACAAGUUCUGGUAUGAUUAAUAGCGCUUCUGAGGAUAAAACAGGUGUUUUAGAUAUGAUUGAAGAGAAAAUAGCAAAAGCAACGAAAAUUCCCAAGACUCAUGGAGAGAUAUUUCAUAUCCUCCGGUACAAAGUCGGACAAAAAUAUGACUCUCACUAUGACGCAAUCGAUCCAGGUGAAUUUGAUCCAGCUGAAUAUGACUACCAAGAAAGUCACAGGGUAGCUUCAUUUGUGUUGUAUUUAACGGAUGUCCAAGAAGGUGGGGAGACAAAUUUUCCAUUUGAGAAUGGGUCAAACAUGGAUGGUAGCUAUGAUCAUAAGGAUUGUAUUGGUUUGAAAAUAAAACCACGGAAGGGAGAUGGACUUCUAUUCUAUUCAUUUUUCCCUAAUGGUACAUUUGAUCGGACAUCACUUCAUGGAAGUUGCCCGGUAAUUAAAGGGGAGAAGUGGAUAGCUACAAAGGGGAUAAGGAAUCAAUUACAUUAUGAGAACUCCUGAUUAGAUGGUACCUGCAAUUGGGAUUCAAAGUCUUAUAGAAUAGUAGUAUUUGCUAUUUCUAUAGUCAGAUAAAUAAUCAGGUAUAAAAUCUGAUUGAAUAUUAGAAUUAAAAAACAAAAUAAUACAUAAACAAGAUACAUGAGUCAUGCAAUUACUUUCUAA
Molecule: messenger RNA, 1141 nt
Organism: Lathyrus oleraceus (garden pea)
Lineage: Eukaryota; Viridiplantae; Streptophyta; Magnoliopsida; Fabales; Fabaceae
Product: probable prolyl 4-hydroxylase 9
Exons: 8
Coding region: 122-979 (285 amino acids)
Biological process (GO): peptidyl-proline hydroxylation to 4-hydroxy-L-proline
Cellular component (GO): endoplasmic reticulum
Molecular function (GO): iron ion binding; procollagen-proline 4-dioxygenase activity; L-ascorbic acid binding
Source: RefSeq, a predicted model, not a curated record